Molecule: messenger RNA, 4381 nt
Organism: Schistocerca nitens (vagrant locust)
Lineage: Eukaryota; Metazoa; Arthropoda; Insecta; Orthoptera; Acrididae
Product: dipeptidyl peptidase 9
Exons: 16
Coding region: 626-3157 (843 amino acids)
Biological process (GO): proteolysis
Molecular function (GO): dipeptidyl-peptidase activity; serine-type peptidase activity
Source: RefSeq, a predicted model, not a curated record
UUUAUGCGUUUUUGGACAGAUUUUCAUAGUUUUAUUUACAUGCCAAUAGAUGGCUCCUCCGGUAGCUAAGAAAGAAACCAAAACAACACAUUCGCUAUAAAAUUUAGAGAGGGAGGAUGGGGAAAACUGAGUUUUUUUCUUUUUUAGUAUAGGAAAUUAUAUUUUUCAGAGGUGAGCCAGUAAUGUCGUCCUGACGAACAUUAACCUCAAACUCAACCGUCUACAUAUGUCUAACUCUCCCUUACCAUAAUACUGGAUCUUGCCUAAGUUUGAACGAUGUUUAUGAUUCAUUCCGUGGUUUGUUUAAGUCUGUUUCCGGUUUACGAAGGAAGACGGUGCAAUUGUAACAGACAGCUUGCCUCUACGGUUGUGGACGGUGGUGUGUGAGAGGUUAUUGCACUCAUUAAUUUGACGUGAAGUACACUGUCAUAACUGUUUGGAAUGUUGGUGGUUGAAAUAACUUAGUUUGUGUGGUGUCUUAGGCGCUAUUAUCUUAACCUUAUGUCAUUCAGAGAAACGAAAUUGUCAUUUACAGGAUACUAAGCUAAAAUGAUAAUCUAAAAAACCGGAAGCACACAUCCGACCAAUUGAUUUAUGACCACAGGUGCUGUCAUAAAACUGGAGGAUGUCAAGCAGUGGAGCUGGAGAUUUGGAUGUACUGGAGACAGCUGGUAACACAGUUAGGUCAGGUCCACCUAGAUCAUGGGCUCGGCUGCGGACUGUAGUGCACGAACUGAGACGACAACUUUCGUCACUUUCAACUGCAGUACCAUCACAGAUCUCAUUCAGGCCUUUACCAGACGGCCGUACUCGGAUAUACUUUCUGGGCACACCAAAGCGUGGUUGGGAGACAGCGCUGCUCUAUGCUGAUGCUGGUCCUGGCCCUGGUCCUCCUCCGGGCCCUUACGCUUUGCCCUGGCAGCACGCUGUCGAAGGCGGCUUUCCCAGGGGUAUAGCAACAGGAGCAGGCCGCUCGCGUGAGGAACAGUUGUUGUGGGAGCGGCGCAGGCUUGCUUCAUUUGGUGUAGCAUCGUACGAAUUGCACCCUGCCUCUGGGAAGAUCAUUUUUCCUGCUGGUGGUAGCCUCUUCCAGUGUUUGGACACUGGUUUCUCGAAUGGUCCUCUAUUUCCAUCCGAGCUACGAAUGAAUCCUUGUGGUGCAAAAUUAAAUCCUAUGAUAUGCCCAACCAAUCCAGACCUUGUUGCAUAUGUUUGUCACAGUGAUAUUUGGGUUACACAUGCUGUUACAGGUGCUACAAACCGACUGACGUUUGCACAUAAGGGUGGACGUACUUUGGCUGAAGAUCCACUUAGUGCCGGCAUUCCUUCAUAUGUCAUGCAAGAGGAGUUCAGUCGUUACCAAGGGUAUUGGUGGCAGCCCAAGACGACAGAUGGAAUAUACAGGAUAGCGUAUGAAGAAGUUGAUGAAAGUGAUGUUAAAAUAUAUUGCUUCCCAUCUUCAACUUCUCAUUUAGGAGAUUUUGAGGAAUAUAGGUUCCCUCGUGCUGGCACAGCGAACUCCAAGUCAAACCUCAAAAUGGUUCAAUUUAAGGUCAAUGAGAAUCACCAAAUCUAUGAUGUGAAUGUCCUUGAGUUGCAGUACCCCUUGUGUGUUUUGUUUCCCUGGAUGGAGUACUUAGUUCGUGUAGGUUGGACACCCAGUGGUGAUUAUGUGUGGGCUCAGUUGCUAGAUCGCCGGCAGCAGCGUCUUGAGCUAGUCCUUUUAUCUGUGGAUAACUUCCUAGAACCUCCACCAAAUGUUUAUAGUAUAGACAAACCACCAGCUGCACCAAGCCCUGCAGUUAGAGUGAUCUACACACAGCACUCGGACAUAUGGAUAAAUGUAAAUGAGUUACUUUAUUUUUUUCCGACGAAUGAGGAUAGUGAAGUACGAUUCAUCUGGGCUAGCGAGGAGACUGGUUUUCGGCAUUUGUACUUUAUUACAGCCCACGUGAGUGGCGUAUCUAAUGGAAUUGAUGAUGCACUCGAUACUAUUGAAAAUACAUUCCUGCAAGCACGUGUCAGCCAAAAAAUUGCUCUUACAUCUGGUGACUGGGAAGUGCUGGGUCGCUCCAUUUGGGUUGAUCCAGAUAGGCAACUAGUAUACUUCCUUGGUUUGCGUGAGUCACCUCUUGAGAAGCACCUUUACGUUGUGUCACUGAGACGUCCUGAUGAAGUGCGGUUGCUUACCAGACCAGGAUAUUCUUACACAGUUGACUUCAACAAGGAAUGCACUAUGCUUGUGGCUGUUUAUAGCAACAUUCAGAAACUUCCAGCCUGUCAAGUAUUUAGAAUCAGCCACACAGACUGGACAGUAGAAGGUGUAACACUCACACCAGUUGGAUACCUUCUAGAACCCUCAGUGCCUGAGGCGAACUUCCACUACCCCGAGCUAUACACCCACAAGAUUUCUUCAGGAGACCUGCUUUAUGCCAUGGUGUUCAGACCACACAAUUUUGAGCCAGGUGUGAAAUACCCAACAGUUCUAAACAUAUAUGGUGGACCAGAAGUACAGCUUGUUUCAAAUACUUUCAAGGGCAUGCGCCAGUUACGGAUGCAUAUGUUGGCAUCACAAGGUUACUGUGUUGUGGCUGUAGAUUCACGCGGCUCACAGCACAGGGGUCUGCUCUUUGAAAGUCACCUCAAGGGCCGAAUGGGUACUGUAGAAUUGGCAGACCAGAUUGAGGUACUGCUGUGGUUAGCAGAUACUUUGGGUUAUAUCGACACCAGUCGUAUUGCUAUCCAUGGCUGGUCUUAUGGCGGUUACCUGAGUCUUAUGGGGCUUGCUCAACAUCCUGAUAUUUUCAAGGUUGCAAUAGCAGGAGCUCCAGUGACUUCAUGGGCACUUUAUGACACUGGUUACACAGAGCGUUAUAUGGAUCUUCCAGAGAAUAAUCAGCAGGGUUACAAGCAGGGUUCUAUCCUGACCUAUGUAAAUCAGUUUCCUGAUGAGGAAAACAGGCUGUUGAUUAUACAUGGACUUAUUGAUGAAAAUGUCCAUUUCUUCCACACAAGCCAGCUAAUAAGUGCCAUGAUCAAAGCUGGAAAACCAUAUCAGCUGCAAGUUUACCCAAAUGAAAGACAUAGUUUGAGAGAUUUAGAUGCCAGCAAACACUAUGAAACAAUGCUCCUUUCAUUCCUGGAAAACUAUCUGUAGUACUGUUGUGCAAGAUAACUUACUAUUCUACAAACCAAUAUGGUUUGGUUUGGCCUAUAAGAGCUUAAUUGAGAUUGCAUCUGCUCGACUGUGGAAAUGGCAAGAGGGCCUUUUUUGAUUAAUGGCUGAACAUUUUGCACAUGACAGCAGAAAUUUGCUUCACGGUGUUCAAGAUGUGUUCAUGUAAGGUGUUGUACAUGUGUGUGUAUGUGUGUAAAUUUCAUGAGGUAUUGUUCAUAUGGACUGUUGCACAGUUCUGAGGUUCUGUGAUCCCCACCCUCCCUCACUCUUACUUUUUUCUAAUGCAGUCUACAGUCUGUAGAACUCGUGACUUUUUUGAAACAAAUAGUGUAGAGGUAUGAUAACAUGCCAGGGAUCUCCUAUUUAUUGUUUUAAAUUUGUAUUUAAUUUUCAUGAGUUGAGUUUGGACCUUAACUUUUCUGCUGUGAAAUGGACUGUUGAUUAUGUAAUUUUGCUGUGGCCAUUUGAGGGGCUGUUAAACUAUUUAGUUUGUAAGUAAAUGCAUCAGUAUCAUCAGAUUAGAUCUUUUUUCUGUUAAUUCAUUGUUUUUGAUCUGGUGAUAUGCUGUUUUAACAGACUAUUAUUUGAAGAUACUUGUUGAGCAUUUUAAAUCUGUAUUAUUUUUGACAAUGAAUGAUCCAUAAUUGAAUUACACACAGUAUUUGUAUAUUUUGAGAAUUUUAAUGAAGUGUAAGCCAGAUCAGCAUUAUUCAUACUGUCCUAAAGAGUCAUAAUAAAUGUAUUUCUUGUGUAAAAUACAUUUUACAGUAUUAACAUACAAAAUAACUGCCAAUAUUCUUAUGUAAAUUAGUAUAUUGCAUUAUUGUUUCUUAUAUUAUCUCUAGUGGUUAAAAUAGCAAUACAACCUGCAGCAAGAAUAUUCUUAUUCUUAGAAGGAAGCUUGACUGUUGGUAAUGCCUUCUGGAGCCAGAACAUUGCUAGAAUAGUAGAAGUAAAGUGGAAGAAACAUGCAAUAUAGCCCAGUCAGAUGGAACCAAGAGAAUAUUUGCAUCCAAUUUCCAUUUUGUAACUCAAUUCGUACAUAAAUAUCACAGUUAAUGAGAUGUACAGAAGCUCUUAAAACUUUCAUUAUGGCACUGUAUUUUCUGUGUCAAACUUGUGAUAUAUGAAGUGGCAAAGAACGGAAAUUGUGUAAUUUUGUCAUGAAGCAGAGGAAUAAAAUGAAUUAUUGUUAUAGCUCAA